AUGAAGGCGUUCAUCGUAUUUUCUAUGGCGCUGGCCAUCGUUUGCGUAGCGGCAGUCGACGAGUCCAAGAAGGAAAAGCGAGGACUGUGGGACCUCGAGGAUAGUUCAUUGGAAGGCCACACUCCGCUAAUUACCAAAAAGGAAAUCAUCACGAAGAAGAUCCCGGUUCCGUACCCGGUGGAAGUGGAAAAGCACGUCCCCGUGGAAGUGAAGGUCCCGUAUCCGGUUGAGGUGGAAAAGAAGGUCCCAGUUAUUGUGGAGAAGAAGGUCCCGGUGUACAUCGAGAAGAAGGUCCCAGUCCACGUGGAUCGUCCGUAUCCAGUUCCGGUCAAGGUUCCUGUUGAGGUCCCGGUCUACAAGAAAGAGUAUGUCGAAGUCCCGAAACCGUAUGCAGUUCAUGUCGACAAGCCUUACCCAGUUUACGUGAAACAGCCCGUGUACGUCGAGAAGCAGGUCCCAGUGACAGUGCACAUCAAGGAACACCACAAGAAGUCACUCUGGGGCUGA
Messenger RNA from Anopheles cruzii, 507 nucleotides. RefSeq names its product titin-like. Bases 1 to 507 code for a protein of 168 amino acids. The transcript has 2 exons. The record is from RefSeq and is a predicted model, not a curated record. NCBI's taxonomy places the organism in Eukaryota, Metazoa, Arthropoda, Insecta, Diptera, Culicidae.